GCAGCUUGAGAAACUACAAGCCCCAGGGUGCACAGGGAGAAAUCUGAGAGGGUGGGCGGGGCUUGUGCAAAUGAGCUUCAGCUAGGGAGGGGCUGCAAAUUCUUGCAUGGGGGAUGGUGAGUGGAGUGUAUUGUUAAGUCUCAGUAAGAACUGACUCACUUCUCCAUGCCUAAGAAAUCCAGGAGACUUGCACACAGCUCAUCCUUUUUUUAUUUUUUAUUUUAAUAUCCUUUUAUAGAAUUUCCACAUUUCCCUCAUUUCUGCUCUCAGUUUCAGUGGCAAAGUAACUUCAUCUCUGAACUGGACCCUGCGCUCCAACUCCUGGAAUUGUGCGGAUCCUACAACUUUUUCCCUCUUGCUGGAAUUCUCUCAAGGUGUCUUCAAAGCUGCACAUUUUCUCUAGCUCUUUCCUAAAAGGACACAUGGUUUAAAUCACAGCUGUUUUAAACGAAAAAUACUUUUUUUUAAAACAUUUUUUAAUUUUUUUUUUAAUUUUAGCUUCAUUCUCUACGAACAUCGGAUUCCUGGGAGAAAUUUUAAUUUUUAAAAGUUAUUGGAAGAGGAUAUUUAAAAAGUAAAAUUAAGGCUUGUUUUUUUUUUUUUUUUUUUUAAAGAUUUUAGAGAUUUUUUUUUGAAAAUAAUUUUUCCCCCUACUAAUAAAAGGAAUAUAAGUGUUGGACGAUCCGAGAUAAGAAACUAAACAUUUGGAAACAGGAGCUGUGUGAGGCUUGUCUCGUGCCUGACACUGGAGGUCUCAUGGAUUUCGGCUGUGUGCACUAGCCAACUUGGGAUGUUCUCCGGAAGGUCCCUCCUCCUCUGGGGUGUCCUGCUUGGAGCUGCUUUAUCAGUUGCCCGGCCCCCUUCCACCCUCCCCGACCAAGUCGCCCCUAAAACCAAAACGGAAGUGGAGCCGUAUUCUGCUCAGCCAGGAGACAGGAUAACUUUGCAGUGCAGGCUACGAGAAGAUGUUCAGAGCAUCAACUGGGUGAAAAAUGGAGUUCAGCUUUCGGAGACUAACCGCACGCGCAUAACAGGGGAGGAGAUCCAAAUUUCCAACGCAGGGCCGGAGGACAAUGGGGUGUAUGCCUGUGUUACUAACGGGCCUUCUCGAACAUAUACAGUAUUAUUCUCCGUUAAUGUAUCAGAUGCACUGCCUUCGGCCGAGGACGAUGAUGAAGAUGAUGACAAUUCAUCCUCUGAGGAGAAAGCUGCAGAAAACUCCAAACCGAACCGUCCACUUUGGUCACAUCCAGAAAAAAUGGAGAAGAAGCUUCAUGCAGUGCCAGCAGCAAAAACUGUAAAAUUUAGGUGUCCAGCAAAUGGAACUCCAACGCCAACACUUCGCUGGCUGAAGAAUGGCAGGGCGUUCCAACAAGAUCAGCGCAUUGGUGGAUAUAAGGUCCGGUCUCAAACAUGGAGUCUUAUUAUGGAUUCCGUUGUCCCAUCUGAUAAAGGAAAUUACACCUGUAUUGUGGAGAACAAGUAUGGUGCCAUCAACCACACAUACCAGUUAGAUGUUGUUGAGCGUUCCCCACACCGCCCAAUCCUACAAGCCGGUCUCCCAGCGAAUACAAGCGUUACUGUGGGAACCACAGCCGAAUUUUCCUGCAAAGUGUACAGCGACCCCCAGCCUCACAUCCAAUGGCUCAGGCACAUUGAAAUUAACGGCAGCAGAGUGGCCUCGGAUGGCUUCCCGUAUGUGGAGAUCCUCAAGACUGCAGGAGUCAACACCUCGGACAAGGAUAUGGAGGUUCUCCACCUGAGAAAUGUUACUUUUGAGGAUGCUGGCCAGUAUACCUGCUUGGCCGCUAACUCCAUUGGGAUCUCUCAUCAUUCUGCAUGGUUGACCGUUCUUAAAGUUGAGGACAAUAAACCUGCGCUUCUGGCCUCCCCUUUACAACUGGAAAUUAUCAUCUACUGCACGGGGGCUGCUUUUGUGUCCGCAAUGGUGGUCACCAUCAUUAUCUUUAAAAUGAAGCACCCGUCGAAGAAGUCGGACUUCAACAGCCAACUGGCUGUGCACAAGCUUGCCAAGAGCAUCCCGCUGCGCAGACAGGUAACAGUUUCAGGGGACUCCAGCUCAUCAAUGAACUCUGGAGUGAUAUUAGUCAGACGCCUUUCUUCCAGUGGGACUCCCAUGUUGUCUGGACUAUCGGAAUAUGAGCUUCCAGAAGAUCCACGAUGGGAAGUGGCAAGGGACAGACUGAUCCUUGGGAAACCUCUCGGAGAAGGCUGCUUUGGGCAAGUAGUCAUGGCGGAGGCUAUUGGCCUGGACAAGGAGAAGCCUAACAAAGUAACAAAAGUUGCUGUGAAGAUGUUGAAGUCUGAUGCGAGUGAAAAGGACCUGUCGGAUCUGAUUUCCGAGAUGGAAAUGAUGAAAAUGAUUGGAAAACACAAAAAUAUAAUUAAUUUACUUGGUGCCUGCACCCAAGAUGGUCCACUCUAUGUAAUUGUCGAAUACACUUCCAAGGGGAAUCUGAGAGAGUACUUACGGGCCAGGCGCCCGCCGGGCAUGGAGUACUGCUACAACCCUACCUGUGUCCCCGAUCAGCUGCUUUCCUUCAAAGAUCUGGUGUCAUGUGCUUACCAGGUGGCACGUGGGAUGGACUACCUAGCCUCUAAAAAGUGCAUCCACAGAGACCUGGCUGCAAGGAAUGUUUUAGUAACAGAGGACAACAUAAUGAAGAUUGCCGAUUUCGGCUUAGCCCGUGACAUCCAUCACAUUGACUAUUAUAAGAAAACGACAAAUGGCCGGCUGCCUGUAAAAUGGAUGGCCCCAGAAGCACUGUUUGACCGGAUUUACACUCAUCAGAGCGAUGUGUGGUCGUUUGGCGUGCUGCUGUGGGAGAUUUUCACACUUGGUGGCUCCCCAUAUCCGGGUGUCCCCAUGGAAGAACUCUUUAAGUUACUCAAGGAAGGGCACAGGAUGGAUAAACCCACUAACUGCACCAAUGAGUUGUAUAUGAUGAUGAAGGACUGUUGGCAUGCCAUGCCCUCUCAAAGACCAACAUUCAAUCAGCUGGUUGAGGAUCUUGACCGAAUUCUUGCUCUGAGUUCCAAUCAGGAAUAUCUUGAUCUCUCCAUGCCAGUGAAUCAGUAUUCUCCAUGUUUCCCAGACACUCGAAGUUCGACGUGUUCUUCAGGCGAGGACUCUGUGUUCUCUCAUGACCCCCUCCCCGAUGAGCCCUGCCUUCCCAAAUACUCCAAUGGUGGACUUAAAAAACGCUGACCUUGGGGGUUGUUUUGGGGUUCUUCUCCAUAAAUUCCAUUUAAAGAACAUUUGUUUUGAGCAUUCCAGAAAUGCCACAAGUUCCUCAGAAGCAUGGUACAAUUCCACUCCUACAUCUUCAGCCUUAUUCCUUUACACAUGCAGUUUGUAGGAGGUACUUUUUUUGGUUGAGGAUGGAACCAGCAAUAUUCCUAAUGUUGACCUCCAGCCAGUGCACUUUCUAAAAUGCAACAAGUGUCAAGAUCCAAGGUCUGCACCAUGUGACAUGGCAAUAUCAUGGGAACUUAUCGAGUAGAAACUUUGCCAACUCUUUUAAUAUUCCUCAAUUUUAUGAGAUUUUAUUUUCCUGACCUCAUCUAUAUAUCAACACCUGACCGGUGUCCGAAACCUUCUCAAACACUCCAGGCUACCAUUUAAGACCAUCGUUUUGGCUUUUUCUGCACUGUCUGAGCUCAUCUUUUGGUGGAAAAAUAUUCAUGGACAACAACUCCUUCCUACAACUCCUUGUAGCUAGGUUAGACUUUCUGCUUGCUCUGAGGAAGCCGAUACUUCUCCAUAUUCCAAUGCAAGAGGUGCUGUUGCUUGAACUGAAUUAUGAAGGGAGACCUCAUUAUAAGCUACAUACCAUCUCUGCUUCCUGAAUGUUUAUUAUGCACGAGGUGGAUUUUCAAAAGUCUUAAUUAAGCAAGUACCUGCAUAAAGGCACAAGAUAUGGACUGUGCUCAUUAUGCAACCUAAAAAAAAUCAUUUUAUUCAGGAAUGUUAGUGAUCUGUUAAUGGUACGAUCAAUAUGGCUGUUGACCUGCAACGUUUUUACUAGAGGUUUGACUGAAGCGUGUGUUUCAGUGAAAGCCCCAUAUAAAGUCGGUAGAACUAGAGGCUUUAUCUCACUCCUAAGGUCCACAUCAAAUUGUCCAGAAAACAUGGGAAAUAGUCAAAUUUUAUCCUAAUAAAAAUGGGGUGGGCAGGGAAUCCAAUAAUGCUUUCCUUUUGUAUAUAGCUAAAAAAUGUAUAAAUAUGAAUUAUAUAUUUACAUGUCUUUUUAAGAAAAAAAAAAAAGUUACAAAAUAUAUACCAGGUCAGUAGUAAAGUGGCUGGUAGUUGUCAAUGGCUAUAAAAAAAAAUCUUAUAUUUUGCUAUGUUUUCAGUUUGUAUUUUUUUAAAUUAUGUUCUAAGACUUUCUUAUUCCCAGUACAAGUCCCUAAAUAAAGAGAAUUGGCUUAAGGUGA
Molecule: messenger RNA, 4458 nt
Organism: Xenopus laevis (African clawed frog)
Lineage: Eukaryota; Metazoa; Chordata; Amphibia; Anura; Pipidae
Gene: fgfr1.S
Product: fibroblast growth factor receptor
Exons: 18
Coding region: 791-3229 (812 amino acids)
Source: RefSeq, a predicted model, not a curated record